Messenger RNA from Acipenser ruthenus (sterlet), 3495 nucleotides. RefSeq names its product PMS1 protein homolog 1-like. Gene Ontology annotation, molecular function: mismatched DNA binding; ATP hydrolysis activity; ATP-dependent DNA damage sensor activity. The coding region runs from base 342 to 3089 and encodes 915 amino acids. The transcript is spliced from 13 exons. The record is from RefSeq and is a predicted model, not a curated record. Gene Ontology annotation, cellular component: MutLalpha complex. NCBI's taxonomy places the organism in Eukaryota, Metazoa, Chordata, Actinopteri, Acipenseriformes, Acipenseridae. Gene Ontology annotation, biological process: mismatch repair.
GUGUUGUGUUAUAAUAACAUGCAGCAUUUUAAACGAUUGGAUUAAACGAAUCAAUUAAAUGUAGUACUAUGAAGAAAUAGGUUUGAGACGGGUCUCGUAAAGGUGAAAUGUUAGUUUUGCAAUGUGUAUCACGAUGCACACGAGUUAAGAGGGACACAAAUAGCAUGUUAGUUGAACUGAUUACGUUUCGAAUUAUUUAAAAGUAUGCAACGUCCUGUUCUAGUUGUGUCGGUAAAUGGUUCAUUUGCUAAUGAUGGUGUAGCCAGUGUUUAGUGUCCGUAGCUGGAGGGUGACAUGUGGUGAGCCUUCCCGGGUUUCCCCUAUGAAGUUGUUGGUUGUUUAUGAACAUGAAGCAGCUGCCUCCGGAAACCGUCCGUUUACUUACAAGUUCCCAAGUGAUCACCUCUGUGCUGAAUGUAGUGAAAGAGUUAGUGGAGAAUUCAUUGGAUGCCGGUGCAUCAAGCAUUGAAGUGAAACUGGAUAAUUAUGGUUUUGACCGAAUUGAGGUGAGAGACAAUGGCAUUGGAAUUGAAGCAGCUGAUGCACCUGUUAUGGCUGUUAAACACUACACUUCAAAAAUCAGUAGCCAUGAUGACUUGGAAUCCUUAGAGACUUAUGGAUUCCGCGGUGAAGCAUUGGGAGCCCUAUGCGCUGUGUCUGAGGUAAUAAUUAUUACAAAGACUGCCUCUGAUGACGUUAGUACUCAGUACACCUUAGACUUUACUGGAAAUGUAGUCUCUCAAAAGCCUUCUCAUCUGGGUCAAGGAACAACUGUGACAGUGCUAAAGCUUUUUAAGAAUCUGCCUGUGAGGAAACAGUUUUACUCUACUGCCAAAAAGUGUAAAGAGGAGUUGAAAAAGGUUCAGGAUCUCCUAAUGGCAUAUGCCAUAAUAAAACCGGAGCUGAGAAUGAUAUUUACACACAACAAGGCAAUUGUUUGGCAGAAAGCCAGGGUGUCGGAUCACAAAAUGGCCCUCAUGUCCGUGCUAGGAACUGCCUUGAUGAGCAGCAUGCUACCUUUCCAACACCAUCAGGUGGAUCCAGAGGUUACUCUUAAUGGAUUUCUUCCAAAACCAGGUUCUGACAACACUUUGACAAGCUCAAGUAGCUCUGACAAAACCUUUGUUUUUGUGAAUCAAAGACCCGUUCAUCUAAAAGAAGUAAUGAAGCUGGUCCGACAGUACUAUAGCUCGCAAUCCUGCCGACAAUCUGCACAUUCCCGGUGUCCUGUGUUGUUUAUGAACAUUGUUGUUCCUGCUGCUUCAGUUGACAUUAACCUCACACCUGAUAAAACACAAGUAAUGCUUCAGAACAAGGAAAACAUUUUAUCUGCUGUUGAGACCAUCUUAAUUUCAGUGUAUGGUGCACUGCCUGGUUCAGUGCCUAAAGAUGUCAGCAAAAGAGAUGUUCCUAUGUCUGUGAAUGAAACCGAUUCACCUGACAGCAGGGUCCUCACAGGUGACACUUCAUUACUAACGCUAAAUACUGGGAACGAAAACACCAGUGUCCUACUUUCUGAGCCGCCAGUAUCGUUUGACAAAACCAUGCCAACCGAGCCACUGGAGAGCACAUCAUCAGAAGGCAACUGCCAAAUCAUCAAGAACGCCUGCGAGUUUGGUGUGACUUUCACACUUGAUGAUGAGAGGAUCCUUAUGGACACCCAGCAGGGAAAUGGGUUAAAAAGUGCAGGUGAAAACGGCCUGCAGAAGAACCCAGGAGUUGUGAUGGACACAAAGGCUGAUGGUACUAAAGACUCCUCUGAAAUGACUGCCGAAAGCUGGAGCAUGGGUCACGCAUUGAAAGAUUCCAGCACAGGAGAGAAGCUAGAACCUGUGAAAGUCUUUGUGCCUCAUGAAAAGACAUUUGCAAACCAGAAUGAAAUCAACCUGCAGAGUUCAGAUUCAAGUCAGAACAAGAGCCCAUGCAAAAAGCUGUCCAACGCAGUGACUGAGAAAAUGGCAAAGGUUACAGCCUACGACUUGAUCAGCAACCGAACUGUAAGGCAGCCGAUGUCCGCCAGUGCAAUAUUCGAGCAAGAAAUACGACCAAGGAUCCUAGAAGAGAAUCCAAAGGCCAGUCUGCAGGAGAUUAUCAGCAGUGUUGAAGAUAUGUGGAAAAAUCUGAGCGAAGAGGAGCAAAAGAAGUAUGAGGACAAGGCUGAAAAGGACAUGGACCGAUAUAAAUUACAGACCAAGAAAGCAUCAGAGCAAAACAUUGACAGAUUUUCAAAAGGAGUAGAAAAACGUCCUAAACUGGCUUUGGCACGUAGUAAGCUUGAAAUCCAAAAGCGCAAGGCUCCUCUUUCAAACCAGCAAAUAAUCGACAAGCUUUUUCAGUCCCAGAAAGAAAAGAAAUCCAACUCGGAGAAAGUGUUUAAAGCUGUACCUUUUUCUGUGAAUUCAUUAAAGCUCAGGCUUAGACUCCUUUCAGAACAGUGCCAUCAAAAAUCAGAAGGCCUUCAACUUGUCAACCGGCUGGGUUCGCACAGUGCAUGGGUUGUUUUAUCUGGAAGAAAACUCAUGUUGUUAAAUCCAUCUCGGGUAGAAGAAGCCUUGUUGUUUAAAAGGCUUAUGGAGACCAAUAUACUUCCAGCGGAGUGCCUGGACACACCUAUAAAGUUAACAGAUGGUGUGCUUGGAGGGCCGCAGUAUACAGAUGCGCUGUGCAGCAUGGAAAAGGAAGGCCCAACGUUGAACGGAGUGACCUACUUUUCAGACCCAAGGCUUGUGUCAAACGGGUUUAAAGUCAGACUCAUCCCAGGUGGCUCAACCGCUGAAAGACACUUGGAAGUUGCGGGGAUGUCUGACUGUGUGCCUUACUACAGUACAUCGGAUUUAAAGGAAAUUUUAAAUGCUGUUUUGAACAGAAACGCAAAAAGCGUGCAACAGUGCAGACCGCUUAAAGUAAAAAAUUACCUUCAGGGAGAAGCUGUUCGUCUGGCACGCCAGUUACCACUGACCUUCUCAAGAGAAGAUAUUGAAGAUACCAUCUCCAGAAUGAAAGAGCAGCUUGGAAAUGACAGCCAGAGCUGUACACAUGGGCGCCCAUUUUUCCAUUUGUUGAGAGAGAUUCCAGAAAAAGAGGACUAGGCUGUUCAGGAAAUAUUAGAAAUAAGAAAUAAGCAUGUCCUUGAUUCUGUGAGAAACUUUUUGUAACAUUUUACAAUUAGUUAGCAGCUUCCAAGAAUUUAUAGUACCUCUUUAAUCAUCUUCUGAGGUUUAGACCACUUAAAAAUAGAGCCCUGUAGCCCUAACUAUUUCUGUUUCUGAAUGGGUAUCAGGAGCAGAGCUGAAAGUCGUCCCACAGCUACAUAGUUUUAGUGGUUUUAAAUACUUAAAUGGGGCAAGUAUUUUUCUUGUCAGAGUUUAUAUUAUAGCACACAGUAUAGUCCCAGAACAAAUUGUCAGAAACAAAGCACUUUGUAUUUACAAUUAAUGUUGUAUGUUAAUGUUCUAGGUGACUAUGGCAUGUUGUAAAUAAAGACAGAAAGAAAGA